UUUUUCCCACGAGUAUAGAUAACAGAGAAAAAGUUUAUUUUCUAUUUUACGAAAGUAUAAUUGUGACUUUGUCAUCGAUGCGGUUAAUCAUAAUCGAAUUUCGUCGCAGAAAUGGCAGGGCCGGAAGCCCCGACGGACUUUAGACUCGAGUACGUCGGAGGUGUAGUUCAAAAAGCCCUCAAACUCAAGCCAGAAAAAUGGGGGAGAUUACUACUGACGGAGGAGCACAGAACAGCAGUUUUCGAUUUCCUCGACAAUCCUUUACCCGCCGCCCUUUUCAUUGUUCUGACACCAAAUGCCCAACUCAUCGCCUCUACGAGCUUUCCGAUUCCUUGUCAGCGGACAAAAGGUACGUACGCUGUGAAAGUAAAACUGGAGCCCGUACCAAAAGAACGAGACAAAUGCUCGGAGAUGCUGAUAAUGGGCGAUUUGUCAAAUCGCGUUGUCGACGAGCUCGCUACCCUCGUCGAUAAUAUUUUCGCUCCGUUGCUAAGUAAACCGGAAAAUCAUAAAGAUCUACCGGAAAUUGCGAUUCAGGAUAUUUGUAAACACGUUCAUGCGAUCAGAGGUACAUUGUAUCAGGUAAAAGGUCAAGUAAAUGGUAAAACCGUUCUACCCAUGCCCGCCGGUUUAGAAAAAGUCGUUCACGUCGAGAGACUGAUUGCUCGCGAUGGCCCUCAAGCUGUCGAUUUAUAUUUGAAAAGUGCUAUCGAGGGCGUUGUAAUAAAAUGGGCCUAUUUGGUUAACGACGUCGUGACUCACGAGUCUAGCGCAGCCUUCGAAAAUGGACAGAAUCCAACGCCCAAUGUGGAGCUCGAAUACUGGUCCAAACGGCUGGUCAACCUCAGAUACAUUUUCGAUCAGCUGCGAGAAGAUCGCGUUAGAAAAAUGGCGGUAAUCCUCGAGUCAACCGACAGCGCUUACUAUCCAUGCUUUCGCACGCUAUUCGGCAAUGUCGUAUCGUCCCUAGCCGAAGCGAAAGAGAUAUCACUGUACUUGACACCGUUGAGACGAUGCUUCAAGGCCAUUGAGGAAAUUGACUUUUCCGAAGCUAAGCCCAUAAUGGCGACCCUCAUCCACACGGUCGGUCUCGCUUGGGCCAAAUCACGCUACUAUCAGAGCUCGAGCAAGCUCAUCAUUAUGCUCAGGCAGAUUUCCAACCUGUUGAUACAAGAGGCUAGAAGAUUUCUUGAUCCUUCCUCUAUUUUUCAAAGUGACGUUGAUGAGGCUUUGCAACGGGUUCAGAUAUCCAGAGGGGUCCUCGAAGAAUUUAAGCAACAGUUCGAGAGAGCUCGAAAUCAGCCGGGAAUGAGACCAGACGUGCCACCUUGGAAUUUUAAUCCUUCAGCGGUGUUUCACCGUCUGGACGCUUUCCUCAAGCGUUUGGGGGACAUUGAAUGGCUCUUCGACACUGUUCUCGAAUUUUCGAAACUCGAGAAAAUCGAAAUCGGCGGUAUACUUGGUCGUUCGUUGAGUGCGCGUAUAGUCGCUGUGUUCAAAGAGUUUCAACAACUUUUCGCGUCUUUUUCGGCUCGUGCGAACGACGUUCUCGAGCCUGACGACGAGUCUUUCGCCGUUGACUGCGCCAACUUCAGCGAAUCCAUCACCGAAUUGGACAGCAAACUGGCGGCGAUUCUCUGUCAGGCGUUCGACGACUGUGGCAAUUUGGAGAGUGCUUUCAAGCUCAUUAACAUCGGAGGUUCCGUCCUCGAGAGGCCUGUGAUACGUAAACAAUUUACUGAUCGUGAUAUUCGGAUCGUUGAAUUGUUAAACAAUGAAUUGAUAAUGGUGGAACUUUUGUUCACCCGUGGGAUCCGCGGUGCGAUGAGCGAUCUUCCACCUUUGGCAGCAGCUUUAAAAUUUACGAGUAUGUUGAGGCAACGAAUCGAUUUACCAAUCCAGUCAUUCAGGACUCUUCAGCCUCUGAUCGUGGAAAGCAAAGAAGGCCAAAGUAUAAUGGCUCGAUACGACCGAUUUUUAAACAUGCUCAAAGAAAAGGAAACGCUUCUUUUUUCCGAGUGGGCCCAACUCGUUCCAGCAUCCGUUACCAGCGGCUUGGACAGAACCCUCCUCGCUAGAGAUCGAGGAUCCAUUUUGUUACAGUUGAAUUUUGAUCCCGAAUUGUUGGCUGUACUGAAAGAAGUGAAUUACUUGAAGCAAAUGUCACACGACGAUAUUCCAGAGGAUGCUUCAGAGGUGUCGGAAAAAGCAGAAACAUUUCGAAAGUUUCGUACAUUGUUGGGCGGUACGGUAACAUCUUACAAUGACAUUCGUCGAACAUCACGAAAAGUGGAGUACAAAUUGAUAGAAUUAGAGGUUGCGAGGAUCGAUUCAUUGGUGACACGUGGCGAGAACGAAUUGUCGUGGAGGUCAGAAGGUUUGCCGGAUUACAUAAGUGAGUUGGGUACGCUUGUGGAGGGUCUUUGGAAAAGGGUCAAAUCGACUCAAUCGAACGUUGAGAAGAUCCGGAGUAUAUUAGAGCCUUGGACAAAAACGCCUCUCAUUGAGCGUCGUGAUCGACGGAAAGACGCUCUUCUGUCGUUGGACGAACGUACGGAGAGAGUGGCCAAACGAUACGCCGAAAUUCAAAGAGCUGCCGAACAGAUUCACGAUCUGUUGAAAGAGAAUGAGAGACUGUUCGAGAUCGAGGACCCGACGAGCGAGCCCUGGUGCGAAUACGUCUUUUACGUCGACGAUCUCGUUAUGGAGUCACUCCGAAAAGCUGUUGGAUGUUGUCUCAGUUAUCUCGCUGAAAAUGUGGACCCAAUGGGUCAAAAAGAACCGCUUCUAGAGGCCAAACUGGAGCUCAGAGAGCCGGAUCUUUUUUUCGAACCUUCCCUCGAUCCUGAUGAUCCUGAUGGUCUUGAUCAAUUGAUCCUCGGGCUUCUCAAUGAUAUCAUUGGAAUGGCGUCGCUUGUUCCAAGAGUGAAAAACGACGGUUUACUCAGUUACGCUUUAGAACUGGAGCAGGACGACGACAUUAAGGCUAUGAAGAGUGAAAUAUUGGCGAGUGUAACUAAAGCCGUUGAGGAAGCGACGGACUUUUGUGGAAUCUUUGAAGGAUACGCAUAUCUCUGGCUCGAGGAUCGCAACAUCGUGAUGCAACAGUUCCUCGAAUACAGCCGGCAAUUGACGAUGGAAGAGAUGGAAAUGGUAGCCGCUAUGGAUCCCAAAGGACCGCAAAGAUCGCCACCGAGAAUGGAGCAAUUUCGCGAACAAAUUGACCUCUACGAGGGUCUCUAUCUUGAGAUAGAGGAAAUGAAGCCAUCCAAGGUUUUUUGCGGAUGGUUCAGAGUGGAUCUACGACCAUUUCGACAAUCUCUUCUCAACACUGUCUGCAAGUGGUCGAGCAUGUUCAAGAAGCAUCUCGUUGAACGGGUCACGUCCAGCUUAUCUGAUCUCGGAGCUUUUAUAAGGUUGGCGGACGAAGGUUUGUUACAGCAGAUACAGCCAGGUGAUUACGCGGGCCUCGUCAGUGUCAUGGGAUAUCUGAUGCGAGUGAAGGAGAGACAACCAACGACCGACGAGAUGUUCCAACCUUUGCAGGAGACGAUCGAGCUCCUUAAGUUUUAUGAUCAGGACAUACCGGAGGAGGUGAACGUUUUUCUGCAGGAGCUGCCGGAGCAGUGGGCGAAUACGAAGAAAUUAGCGCUUAUGGUGAAACAGCAGGUUGCACCAUUGCAGGCAGGUGAGGUCUCACGGAUUCGUGGCAGGAUUUCAGCUUUCGAUACAACGAUAGGUCACUACAGAGAGGCAUUUCGUCGCUAUGGAUUUUUCAAGUACGACUGUAUCAAUCCUUACGGUCAGUUGGAUGAGGCAGAUAAGGAGAUAUGUAUGCUGGAGCGUCAGAUGAGGGACAUUCAACAAUCAGCUUCGUUGUUCGAGGUCACUGUACCGGAGUUCAAGCAGCUCCGGCAGUGCAGGAGGGAGUUAAGGAUGCUGAAACAACUCUGGGAUUACGUGAACAUCGUCAGAAGCAGUAUCGAAGGCUGGAAAACUACACCGUGGCGAAAAAUCGAUGUCGAGAACAUGGACAUUGAGUGCAAGAAAUUUGCUAAAGAGAUAAGAGCUCUCGACAAGGAAAUGCGCCCCUGGGACACCUACGUGUCCCUCGAAGCUACCGUCAAAAACAUGUUGACCUCUUUGAGAGCUGUUGGUGAACUCCAAAAUCCGGCGAUUCGAGAAAGACACUGGCGCCAACUGAUGAACAGUACCAAGAAAUUGGGCAACAUGACUCCAGAGAUGACCGUCCGUUUCGUCAUGGAUGAAUCAACGACCCUUGCUGACUUACUCGAGCUGAGUCUACACGAGUGCGAAGAAGAAGUGAAAAAUAUUGUUGACAAAGCUGUUAAAGAGAUGUCUAUGGAAAAAUAUCUUCGCGAGCUCAAUGUUACGUGGGCAGGCAUGGAAUUUGAGAGAGAAGUUCAUCCGAGAACGGGUGCUACUUUACUGAGGGCUAGUGAAGAGUUGAUCGAGACUUUGGAGGAAAAUCAGGUUCAACUGCAGAAUCUUAUCACCUCGAAGUUCAUCGCCCAUUUUCUCGAAGAAGUGUCCACUUGGCAGAAAAAGUUAUGCAUAGCUGAUCAAGUAACGACUGUGUGGUUCGAGGUCCAACGCACCUGGAUGCAUCUCGAAAGUAUAUUCAUGUCAUCCGAAGACAUACGUCGUCAAUUACCAGUCGACGCAGAUCGAUUUGAUCGUAUAGAUGAAGAGUUCAAAAAAAUGACCGAAGACAUGGCUAAAACACCGAAUGUCGUAGAAGCUACGAACAAGGAAGGUCUCGCUGCUGCACUCGAUGUAUUGCAAAAAGAAUUAGUUUUAUGUGAGAAAGCAUUAGCAGAAUAUUUGGAAACUAAGCGAUUGGCAUUUCCGAGAUUUUAUUUCGUCUCGUCGAGUGAUCUGUUGGAUGUUUUAUCGAAUGGUAAUCAACCGGAAGUCGUUGCAAAGCACUUGACAAAAUUGUUUGACUCGAUGGCAAGACUGAAUUUCGUUCCUGUUGAAGGUGCACCUGUCAGAGAUGUCAUAGGAAUGUACUCCAAGGAUGGAGAAUACGUGGAGUUCGCAAAUUGUGAAAUGUUUUGUGAAGGCGCAGUCGAGGUCUGGCUAAAUCGUCUGCAGUUUGCAAUGCGCGCCUCGAUUAGGUAUUAUUUCAGCGAAGCUGUGGUCGGCUACGAAGAAAAGCCUCGAGAGCAAUGGCUCUUCGAUUAUCCAGCUCAGGUGUCUCUCUGUGGUACGCAGAUAUGGUGGACGACCGAAGUCAAUCUCGCAUUUUCGAGGCUCGAAGAAGGCUACGACAAUGCACUCAAGGAUUAUCUUAAAAAGCAAAUAUCGCAACUGAGCACUCUGAUCACUUUACUCAUUGGCGAACUGAGUAAGCAAGACAGACAAAAGGUCAUGACGAUUUGUACUAUUGACGUGCACUCGAGAGACGUUGUGGCGAAACUCGUACAUGCCAAGGUCGAAACUGCCCAGGCUUUCCAAUGGCAGAGUCAGCUUCGCCACCGGUGGGAUGAGAAGGAAAAGGAUUGCUUUGCCAAUAUUUGCGACGCGCAGUUUAAAUAUUCUCAUGAGUACCUCGGGAAUACCCCCAGGCUAGUCAUCACUCCUUUGACGGACAGGUGUUACAUAACGCUCACCCAAUCAUUGCACUUGGUGAUGGGAGGUGGUCCAGCAGGUCCGGCAGGUACAGGGAAGACCGAAACGACGAAGGAUCUUGGCAGAGCGUUGGGCAUCAUGGUUUACGUGUUCAAUUGUUCCGAACAAAUGGACUACAAAUCAUGUGGCAACAUAUACAAAGGCUUAGCUCAAACAGGUGCUUGGGGUUGUUUCGACGAGUUCAACAGAAUAUCGGUGGAAGUGUUGUCCGUCGUAGCCGUGCAAGUUAAAUCUGUUCAGGAUGCAAUACGGGACAGGAAAGACACGUUCAAUUUUAUGGGCGAAAUUAUUGCGCUGGUUCCCAGUGUUGGCAUAUUCAUAACAAUGAAUCCUGGCUAUGCUGGUCGUACAGAAUUGCCUGAAAACCUAAAAGCUCUUUUCCGACCGUGCGCUAUGGUCGUCCCUGAUUUCGAACUGAUCUGUGAAAUCAUGUUGGUCGCCGAGGGCUUUCAAGACGCUAGAAUAUUAGCCAGAAAGUUCAUAACGUUGUAUACACUCUGCAAAGAAUUGUUGUCCAAACAAGAUCACUAUGAUUGGGGCUUACGAGCAAUAAAGUCAGUUUUGGUAGUCGCUGGUAGCCUGAAACGCGGUGAUCCGGGUCGACCGGAAGAAGAAGUCCUGAUGCGAGCACUUAGAGAUUUUAACAUCCCCAAAGUGGUUUCGGACGAUUUGCCAGUUUUUAUGGGAUUGAUCGCGGAUCUUUUUCCGGCUCUUGACGUACCGCGAAAACGCGAUGUCGAGUUUGAAAAAACUGUUAAACAAGCCGCCGCUGAUUUGGCGUUACAACCGGAAGAUGGUUUCAUACUGAAAGUUGUACAACUUGAAGAAUUGUUGGAAGUCAGACAUUCCGUGUUUAUCGUUGGGUCCGCAGGCUGCGGAAAGACUCAAGUGUGGAGAACGCUUUUCCGUACUUACCAGAACAUCAAGAGGAAGCCUAUUUAUAAUGAUCUCAAUCCAAAAGCUGUUACCAAUGAUGAACUGUUCGGUAUUAUCAAUGCGGCAACAAGAGAAUGGAAAGAUGGAUUGUUUUCCGUUAUUAUGAGGGAACAAGCUAACUUGGGUGGAGAGAAUCCGAAGUGGAUCGUACUCGAUGGUGACAUAGAUCCUAUGUGGAUCGAAUCGUUGAACACCGUGAUGGAUGACAAUAAAGUUUUGACACUUGCUAGUAACGAAAGAAUAGCUCUGACUCCGGCGAUGAGACUACUGUUUGAAAUAUCAAAUCUUCGAACAGCAACACCUGCGACAGUGUCUCGAGCAGGGAUUCUCUACAUAAAUGCCCAGGAUCUCGGCUGGAAUCCGUACGUCACAAGCUGGAUCGAAACUCGUACGCUACCAGCUGAGAAAUCGAACCUCGUGAUACUAUUUGACAAAUACAUUCCGUCGUGUUUGGAGACGUUGAGAACGAGAUUCAAAAAAAUUACGCCCAUCGUUGACAUGGCACACGUUGAAAUGCUCUGUCAUCUUUUGCAUUGUCUGUUGACACCCGAAUUAACGGCAACGGAAUUCAGCAAAGAUCAUUAUGAGCUGUACUUUGUGUUUGCCGCAGUUUGGGCUUUUGGUUCAUCCAUGUUUCAAGAUCAAGCUGUAGACUAUCGAGUCGAGUUUACCAAAUGGUGGGUCAACGAAUUCAAACAAAUCAAAUUUCCGGCUCAGGGCACUGUCUUCGAUUACUACAUUGACUCCGAGACCAAAGAGUUUUGUUCCUGGUCCGAGCGGCUGCCGAAAUUCGAAUUGGAUCCGGACAUGCCGCUGCAGGCAGUUCUCGUUUACACAGCCGAAUCGAUCAGAAUAAGAUAUUUUCUAGAUCUCCUCAUGGCGGAGAAACAUCCCGUGAUGUUAGUCGGUGCAGCUGGUUCUGGGAAAACCGUACUCGUUGCGGAGAAAUUACUGCAGCUCUCCGAAAAUUACGCCGUGGCGAAUGUUCCAUUCAAUUUUUAUACUUCGUCGGAAAUGCUUCAGAAGAUUUUAGAAAAACCACUGGAAAAAAAAGCCGGCAGAAAUUAUGGUCCCCCGGGUAACAAAACGUUGAUUUAUUUCGUUGACGAUCUUAACAUGCCCGAAGUCGAUGCGUACGGUACGGUACAACCACACACGUUGAUACGUCAACAUUUGGAUUAUGGGCAUUGGUACGAUCGUACUAAACUCUCGCUCAAGGACAUUCACAAUUGUCAAUACAUCAGCUGCAUGAAUCCUACCGCCGGUUCUUUCACCAUAAAUCCUCGGCUCCAAAGACACUUUGCCGUCUUUGCCAUCAGCUUUCCAAAUUCUGAUUCACUCACCACGAUCUACGCAUCAAUCUUGGCUCAGCAUUUAGCCAACAUCGAGCACAGGUUUCCUCAGAGUGUCACUGACAUGUGUCACAACAUCGUCCAAGCGUCUCUUCAGUUGCACCAUCGAUCAGCACAAGUUUUUCUACCAACUGCUACCAAGUUUCACUACAUCUUCAACCUUCGAGACCUCUCCAAUUGUUUUCAGGGUUUGUUGUUCAGUGGCAACGAGUGUUUGCAAGCACCAACUGACAUCAUAAGGUUGUGGAUGCACGAGACACAGAGAGUUUACGGUGACAAAUUGACAGACGAGAAGGACAUUGACAAUUUCAUGAAGCUGCAGCUGGACAUACUGAAAAAAAAUGUGGAGGAAAUUGACGAGGGUGCUGUCUUAGAGAAGCCCAAUAUCUACUGCCAUUUCGCAGGUGGUGUCGGCGAGCCCAAAUACAUGCCGGUCAAAGAUUGGGAGACCCUUCAUCGGCUACUCUCAGAAGCUUUGGUCAGCUAUAACGACUUGGUGGCAGCAAUGAAUUUAGUACUCUUCGAGGACGCGAUGAUGCACGUGUGUCGGAUAAACAGGAUUUUGGAGUCUCCCAGGGGAAGUGCCUUGCUCGUAGGGGUCGGUGGCUCCGGGAAACAGAGUCUUUCUCGUUUGGCAGCUUUCAUCAGUUCUCUCGAAGUGUCCCAGAUCCAAUUGAGGAAGGGAUACGGAGUUAGUGAUCUAAAACUCGAACUAGCCGGUCUGUAUUCCAAGUCCGGGCUCAAAAAUUUAGGCAUAAUGUUUUUGAUGACCGAUGCUCAAGUACCGAACGAACAAUUCCUCGUUCUCAUAAAUGAUAUGUUGGCUUCGGGCGAAGUACCCGACCUUUUUCCUGAAGAUGAAGUGGAAAAUAUCAUAGCAGGGGUACGUAACGAAGUGAAGGGCGCCGGAAUAUUGGAUACUCGAGAGAAUUGCUGGAAAUUCUUUAUCGAUCGAGUUAGACGGCAACUCAGAAUUGUUCUUUGUUUCUCACCGGUCGGUUCUACUCUUCGCGUACGAUCUCGCAAGUUUCCAGCUAUAAUAAAUUGCACAGCGACCAAUUGGUUUCACGAGUGGCCUCAGGAAGCUCUUAUGUCCGUAUCGAAACAGUUUCUUCAGGAAUUAGAAGAAUUACCCGAGAGUUUUAGGGAAUCGGCGGCAAAGUUCAUGGCUCACGCUCACACGAGUGUAAACGCGGCUAGCCGUCUUUACUUGGCUAGCGAGAGACGUUACAAUUACACCACACCAAAGUCCUUUCUGGAACAAAUUAGUCUGUACGCGAAAUUGCUCAAAGCGAAAGCUGCCGAGUUGCGCGGCAGGGUUGAACGUCUCGAGAACGGUUUGGCUAAGCUGAGAUCUACCGCAGUCCAGGUGGAUGAACUCAAGGAGACUCUUGCUGUACAGGAAAUUGAGCUUCAGCAGAAAAAUGAAGCCGCUGAUGCUUUGAUUGCCAUUGUUGGGGUAGAAACGGAAAAAGUACAGAAGGAAAAAGCUUUGGCCGACGAGGAAGAGUCCAAGGUCGCGAUAAUUGCGGAAGAAGUAACGAAGAAGCAACGCGACUGCGAAGCAGAUUUGCUAAAGGCAGAGCCAGCACUGCUCGCAGCUCAGGAAGCUCUGAAUACCCUCAAUAAAGCGAAUCUCACGGAAUUAAAGUCAUUCGGUUCUCCACCGGGUGCCGUGACCAACGUCACUGCUGCGGUAAUGGUACUCUUAGCACCAAGUGGCAAAGUGCCAAAGGACAGAAGUUGGAAAGCCGCCAAGAUCGUUAUGGCCAAAGUAGACACCUUUCUCGAUGGUCUGAUCAAUUACGACAAGGAAAAUAUUCAUCCAGAAGUCACCAAAGCUAUACAGCCUUACCUCAAAGAUUCGGAAUUUGAGCCUGAAUUUGUGAGAUCGAAAUCCGCCGCAGCAGCUGGACUGUGCGCGUGGGUUAUAAAUAUCAUCAAAUUUUAUGAAGUUUUUUGCGACGUUGAGCCUAAGAGAAAAGCCCUGGCUCAAGCAAAUGCUGAAUUAGCAGCAGCGCAGGACAAGCUCGAAGUUAUCAAGAGGAAAGUUGCUUCUCUGGAAGAACAAUUAGCAAAACUGACCGCCGAUUUCGAGCAAGCGACGGCUGAAAAGCUGAAAUGUCAGAAGGAAGCGGAUGCGACUAAUGCGACAAUUGCCCUGGCCAAUCGAUUGGUUGGUGGCUUAGCUUCGGAAAAUGUGCGCUGGGCAGACUCGGUUGCAAACUUCAUGCAACAAGCUUCGACUCUACCCGGUGACGUUUUGCUUGUGACGGCUUUCAUCUCUUACGUCGGUUGUUUCACGAAAUCAUUCCGUCAGGAUUUGUUGAACAAACAAUGGUUGACAUUUUUACGGGGCAUUGAACCAGCUCUACCGAUAACCGAAGGUCUUGAUCCGCUAUCACUGUUGACGAAUGACACGCAAAUUGCAAAAUGGAACAACGAAGGAUUGCCAAAUGACAGAAUGUCGACAGAGAACGCAACGAUUUUAACGAAUUCGGAUCGUUGGCCACUGAUGAUAGACCCGCAGCUUCAAGGAGUGAAAUGGAUCAAGCUGAAGUACAGUGACGAGCUGAUGGUAAUCCGUUUGGGUCAACGAGGUUAUUUGGACGUGAUAGAACAAUCCUUGGCUAAAGGAUCCAUCGUGCUUGUAGAAAAUAUAGGCGAAGCCGUCGAUCCAGUCUUAGAUCCAUUACUGGGGCGUAAUCUUAUCAAGAAGGGUCGUGCUAUAAAAAUCGGUGAUAAGGAGGUCGAGUACAAUCCCACAUUUCGGCUUCUGCUCCAUACGAAAUUAGCAAAUCCCCAUUACAAACCAGAAAUGCAGGCUCAAACGACAUUGAUCAAUUUCACGGUGACGAGAGACGGUUUAGAGGAUCAAUUGCUCGCUGAAGUCGUCAAAGCUGAGAGACCCGAUCUCGAGGAAUUGAAAGCUGAACUAACGAGGCAGCAGAACGAUUUUAAAAUCACUUUGAAUGGCUUGGAAGACUCUCUGUUGUCUAGGCUUUCGUCAGCGGACAGUAAUGUUUUGGGUGACACUGCAUUGGUUGAAAAUUUGGAAACAACGAAACGCACUGCCGCUGAAAUCGAGUGCAAAGUUACCGAGGCUCGUGGAACUAGUCGAGAGAUCGACGCAGCUCGUGAAUUAUACAGGCCAGCAGCAGCCAGAGCUUCUCUUCUUUAUUUCAUACUUAAUGAGCUUAACACUAUUAAUCCGAUCUAUCAGUUUUCCCUCAAAGCUUUUAGUGUUGUAUUCCAAAAAGCUAUUCUAAAAGCUGAUCCAGCUCCGGAUGUUACUAGUAGAGUGAAAAAUCUCAUCGAGUGCAUAACUUAUUCAGUUUUUAUGUACACGACUAGAGGACUUUUCGAGUGCGACAAGCUUAUUUUUACGUGUCAAAUGACUUUUCAAAUAUUGCUCGUGAGGAAGGAAAUAUCUGUUGGCGAACUGGACUUUCUUCUUCGAUUUCCGAUUGUUCCUCAUGUCACGUCACCCGUCGAUUUUCUCACGAAUACCAGUUGGGGUGGCAUACGGAGUCUUGCAUUGAGAGAAGAGUUUCGAAACUUGGAUCGAGACAUCGAGUCUUCGUCAAAACGUUGGAAAAAAUUGGUCGAAUGCGAGUGUCCAGAACGCGAGAAAUUUCCGCAGGAAUGGAAAAAUAAAACUGCGCUUCAACGUUUGUGCAUGUUGCGAGCUCUGAGGCCGGAUCGAAUGACGUACGCGAUAUCAGCUUUUAUCGAAGAAAAACUCGGUCUCCGAUACGUCGAGGGUCGAACCGUUGAGUUCUCGAAAUCAUACGAGGAAACGAGUCCAUCGACGCCAAUAUUUUUCAUUCUUUCACCCGGUGUAAAUCCUCUUAAAGACGUCGAGGAUCUUGGACGUCGUUUAGGCUUUACUUCAGACGCGCAAAAUUUUCACAACGUAUCCUUGGGUCAAGGCCAAGAAAGCGUGGCUGAAACAGCCAUGGAUUUAGCCGCGAAGGGAGGUCACUGGGUUAUUUUACAAAAUAUCCAUUUAGUGAAAAAAUGGUUGCCAUUUCUCGAGAAAAAGUUGGAGAUUGCCGCUGAAGGCUCUCAUCUCGAUUACAGAGUUUUCAUGAGCGCUGAACCCGCGAGCACACCUGCAGGACACAUUAUUCCUCAGGGGGUUCUGGAAUCCUCCAUCAAAAUAACCAACGAACCACCGACUGGUAUGCAGGCAAACCUUCACAAGGCUCUAGACAAUUUUACUCAAGAGACCCUCGAGAUGUGUAGCAAAGAAGCGGAGUUCAAGUCGAUACUCUUUUCUCUCUGUUACUUUCACGCUGUUGUUGCGGAAAGACGAAAGUUCGGUCCUCAAGGCUGGAACAAAAUAUAUCCUUUUAACGUUGGCGAUCUCAAUAUAAGCGUGAGCGUUCUUUAUAAUUAUCUAGAAGCUAGUCCCAAAGUUCCUUGGGAAGACCUCAGAUAUCUGUUCGGUGAAAUAAUGUACGGUGGGCACAUUACCGAUGAUUGGGAUCGUAGAUUGUGCGUUUCUUAUCUCGAGGAACUGAUGCAGCCUGAAUUGGUGGACGGAGAAUUGCAGCUCGCUCCAGGUUUUGCAGCCCCACCUAACACCGACCUUGUCGGUUAUCACGGUUACAUCGACGAGGCGAUUCCUCCAGAGUCCCCGUAUCUUUAUGGCUUGCACCCUAACGCAGAAAUUGGUUUUCUUACAACGACGUCGGAGAAUCUGUUUCGCACGGUUUUCGAGAUGCAGCCACGCGAUGCUGGUAACUCGGGUGGACAAACUGUGACCAGAGAAGACAAAGUCAAACAGGUGUUGGACGAAAUCAUAGAGAAGCUACCCGAGGAGUUUAACAUGGUUGAAAUUAUGGCUAAAGUCGAAGAACGCACACCUUACGUGAUCGUGGCAUUUCAAGAGUGCGAAAGAAUGAAUAUUCUGACUGGUGAAAUAAAAAGAUCCCUUCGAGAAUUGGAUCUUGGACUCAAGGGAGAAUUAACGAUAACUUCUGAUAUGGAGGAUCUCGAGAAUGCUCUUUUUCUCGAUCAGGUGCCACCGGUAUGGACGCAACGUGCUUACCCCUCGUUGCUCGGAUUAACAGCUUGGUUCGUCGACCUCCUCUUGAGAUUGCGAGAGCUCGAGACAUGGUCAACUGACUUUGCUUUGCCAGCGUCGGUUUGGCUCGCAGGAUUCUUCAACCCUCAAAGUCUUUUGACAGCCAUAAUGCAGUCGACAGCCAGGAGACAAGAAUUGCCAUUGGACAAAAUGUGUUUGCAGUGUGACGUUACGAAAAAGAAUAAAGAAGAAUUCACAACGGCACCAAGAGAGGGUGCCUACGUCCACGGGAUCUUCAUGGAAGGUGCCAGAUGGGACGUCCAAGCUGGUAUAAUCGUCGAUUCAAGAGCAAAAGAAUUGUUUCCGUCGAUGCCAGUCAUAAAUAUCCGUGCGAUAACGCAAGACAAGCAAGAUCUUCGGAACAUGCACGAGUGCCCUUUGUACAAAACUCGUACUCGAGGCCCAACCUUCGUAUGGACGUUCAAUCUGAAGACAAAGGACAAACCAGCCAAGUGGACAUUGGCCGGGGUGGCUCUUCUUCUCCAGACAUAAUUCCAGUAGAGAUUUCAUCCCCUAACAAGUUCCUUUUUUCACUACGUUAUUGUUAGCACUGUCGUUACGAAAUUGCCUCGUUAGAGAGGCACUCCAGAGACUUGAGAGAAUAAAAAUGAUGUUUUGAUUGUUAUUAUUAA
Venturia canescens is the source of this 13667-nucleotide messenger RNA. RefSeq names its product Dynein heavy chain at 93AB (gene Dhc93AB). The coding region runs from base 112 to 13527 and encodes 4471 amino acids. Gene Ontology annotation, molecular function: dynein intermediate chain binding; dynein light intermediate chain binding; ATP hydrolysis activity. Gene Ontology annotation, biological process: microtubule-based movement. Lineage: Eukaryota; Metazoa; Arthropoda; Insecta; Hymenoptera; Ichneumonidae. The record is from RefSeq and is a predicted model, not a curated record. The transcript is spliced from 35 exons. Gene Ontology annotation, cellular component: dynein complex.